Molecule: messenger RNA, 1437 nt
Organism: Closterium sp. Naga37s-1
Lineage: Eukaryota; Viridiplantae; Streptophyta; Zygnematophyceae; Desmidiales; Closteriaceae
Source: the annotation of a GenBank genome assembly
AUGGCGCAGUGGAGGAGGGCUCUCGUUUUUCUCUCUGUUCUCGCCCUGCUCGGGUUGCACUACGGACUCGUUCGCCCAGCAGGCGCCAUGUAUAUUUUCGAGGAGUCUCAAGGAAAGGCAUUGGAGGAAGCGAAGACGGAGUGGGGGUUGACGUAUGAGGAUUGGAAGGUGGGGGGAGACUGCAACCGCGCGCCAUACGUCUCGUGCGAUGAGGACGGCUUUGUCGUUAGCAUGUCCCUGACUGUCGGUGUAACUGGCACCAUACCCACUGCGCUCUCUGCCCUCACUCGCCUUCGUUACCUGGACUUGAGCAACAACGGACUUUCUGGGUCCGUUCCCGAUGCUCUCAGCACCCUUACCAGACUCGCCUACCUGUACUUAGAGCGCAACGCUUUAUCUGGCCCCUUCCCGUCAAGCCUGUGCCGGCUCCCUAUCCUCGAAACCCUGUGGCUGCACCACAACUCGUUUGACGGCGCUCUUCCCGAAACCAUCUCCGACCUCUCACAAAUGAGAAGCCUGAACCUGGGGACGAACAAGUUCACGGGACCGCUCCCGAGCACCAUCAGCAAGAUGGAGGCACUGCAGUACCUGGUAAUACCAGAUAAUUCUCUGGACGGCACUCUCCCUUCAACCAUCGGCAGCCUGCCCUACCUCGCCAUUAUUGAUUUGAACAACAACAAGCUGACCGGGGAGCUGCCGACAUCCCUCGGCAACCUCUUGGCGUUGCAGUACCUCUACCUGCGCAACAACCUGCUCACAGGAUCCCUCCCAGAUGUCUUCCAAGGCCUCCCGCUCUAUCACCUGGACUUGAGCAGCAACCAACUCAUGUCGUCGCUGCCCACAUCCCUUGGCAUGCUCCCUAACCUUGCAGUCCUCGAUCUCGGCCACAACCAAUUUUCCGGGCCCUUGCCUUCCACUAUCAGCGGCCUUGCAAGCCUGCAGGCAAUGUACUUGCCAUCAAAUCAGCUCACGGGCCCGCUUCCAAGCACCAUUGGCAAGCUCUCCUCUCUUUUCCUCAUGCAUCUUGCUCACAACCAGAUAGACGGCGCCAUCCCCAGCACCAUCAGCGCCCUCACCAACCUCUGCCAGAUUAUUCUCAAUGCCAACGCCCUCAACCAGCCGCUGCCAAACGCGUUCAAGAAGCUUACCGACCUCAACACCCUGAGGCUGGAGGAGAAUGAGUUGCCGGGGUCCAUCCCAACCAGCAUCGGCAUGUUAGCCUCGCUUACCGCCCUCAACGUCAGCUUCAACCAUCUCGAAGGAGCCAUUCCCUCUACCCUUGGCGGCCUCACUAAUCUCAAUUUUCUGGACCUGACUUCGAAUGAUCUCACAGGAACGAUCCCUGCCACUCUGGGGAACAUCACUUUCCUUGAUAUCCUCGGUGUGGACACUGGGGAGGUGACAUGUGGGGCAGCGGGUGCCAGCUGCGAGGGCUGA